Messenger RNA from Halichondria panicea, 2217 nucleotides. RefSeq names its product sorting nexin-29-like. Lineage: Eukaryota; Metazoa; Porifera; Demospongiae; Suberitida; Halichondriidae. The coding region runs from base 94 to 2103 and encodes 669 amino acids. The transcript has 11 exons. Gene Ontology annotation, molecular function: phosphatidylinositol binding. The record is from RefSeq and is a predicted model, not a curated record.
CCUUUUUACUGAAGUGCUGAAUCAGCACCUUUCAGUAAACAAGCUUAGCUAGCUUCCCUGCUCCCUCCUGCACUACCUAGAGGGUCUUCACUCAUGGACACCAACAGCUCCGACGCAGUGAUCAGACAGAACCUUCUGGAUAGGCUCCUACAUGCUGUCAAACAGGUACAGGUGCAUUUUGGAGCCAGACAAGAGAUUGCCACAGAAACAGACAUACGAGUGUCGACGCUGUGUACAGAGUGGGAGGCGGUCCUACUUCACGGUCAGAGAAAGCCCAAGCCUAAGCGUAUAGUUCCACCCACUCGAAGUGGAGGGCUGGGAACGCUAUGGGCUCUGGCAAAACUGGCAUCUAGUCAGGAGGAGCUCCAACGAUUUCUUCAAUUAGAGAACACCAAAACAGAAAUUGGCCGGGGGAGGGCGUGGCUUCGAGCGGCUAUUAACGAGCGUACACUCGAGAACUACAUGCACACCAUCCUCGGCAGUGAUCAGGGUCUAAGAGGUCUGUACUUGGAGAAUGCGUUUGUACUCGACUUGGAGCGAGCAAGUAUGCUCCCAGUAAUGGCUGCUGGCCUCUGCUCUAUUAUAUUCUCCAUACCCAUCGACGUUGACUACCUUAACACCUCCACUCGGGUGGACGUCCCCCUGGAGGCCACGCCCCCUCCUGUCCUAAACCAUCCCCCCACCAUUAUCAAUCGGAUGGCAGACAACAAUGAUGAUGGAGAUGAUAGUGAUGAUGUGGUGGCUGUCAAUGCAAAGGAAAGAAAGAAAAAGAAGAAGAAACCUCGUCCUCAGCAAAACGAUAGUUCAGUAAAAUUGAGUGAGGAAGGAGUUAAACCUGAAAGCACUAAGGAAGUGGUUACACCUAACAACAGUGAUCAUUACAUCAGUGUGCACACAAAGGAAUUGGACACACCCCCUAUUGGAGAGAGUGCAUCCUCGUCAUCAAGUAGACUGAGUAUCAACGAGGAAGGGGUUUCCCCCAUGUAUGUUUCAUUUGGAAUUGAGCCAGUAUCACAUGACUUUGGUAUGUACGAGACUGAAGCGGCCGUCAAUGCAACGGCUCUUGUGUUGUCGGCGACGACCAGUCAGCCUGUAGAGGGUGUGAUGAGUUUGGAGAGUGGAGAGACCAAAACCAAGAUGUCCGCUGAGGAGUUGAGGGAAGCUGUGCUAGUGUUAGUCAAGGCAAAGAAAGAGUUGGAGGAUACAAACAGUCAUCUUCGAGGGAUGGUUGCAGAGCUUGAGUCCACUCGUAGUCAGCUGCUGUCGGACCUUGAGGGAUCGACCAAUGAGAUUGCAUCGCUACGAGAGUUGCAUACGAGUCAGCUGGCGGGGCUAGAGAGAGAGAAUGAUCUUCUGAGAGAGCAACUCAAGAAGUACGUGGGUAUGGUGCGUAACUCCACCCACCAGAGCAAUGAGAGUCUUGUACCCAGUUCAACUGAGACCGAGGGACAGGAGCAGAAGUUGGCACAGAUGGCUGAGAUGUACGGAGAGCUAAUGGAGUUAAACGAGCGACUCCACAAGACAAUGGCUGGUAAGGACACUCUUAUAACAACUCUGGUGGCCUCCAUCACAGAGGCUGGACUACAGCUCCCUGUUCCUGCUGACAGUCUCCCCCCUGGUGCACUGCAACCUAAGUCACUGGUUGAUAUGUGGAUCCCUUCGGCCAUCAAAAAGGGGCGUGGUCCAGAAGGCCACCACGUCUACCAAGUGUUUGUACGAGUGAGAAAGGAAGAGUGGAAUGUGUAUCGUCGCUAUGCAGAGUUCAGAGAGUUCCACACACAACUAGCCAAACAUCUCCCACAGGUCAACUCAUUCAACUUUCCACCCAGGAAAACCAGAAACAAGACUUCUCAUUUGGUAGAGGAGCGACGACUAAAGCUUCAGGACUACCUCCGUCAAGUGGUUCACCUGUGUUCCACCACACCAGUCUCAGUGAUGAAGGGAAAGAAGCAGCAGCAAAAGGAGGGAGUGGGUAACUCUUCUCCUAUCAUACAGGCAGACAUCAACAAGGCUUCCUUUGUUCACUUAUUCCCAUUCUUCAGAGAGGAUUUGUAUGUGGACAGCACCCAGCGACCCUCCAACCCAUCCUACAGUGGACUGUGAACUUUGUACUGUGUGUUUAUAAUUAUAGUUUGUCUGUGUUUGAUUUCUUUUGCACACACAACUUGGCAACGUUAACGAACAUGACAAGAAAUUUUUAUUAAAAAAAUAUAAUAA